Molecule: messenger RNA, 2019 nt
Organism: Aspergillus tanneri
Lineage: Eukaryota; Fungi; Ascomycota; Eurotiomycetes; Eurotiales; Aspergillaceae
Gene: LAC9
Product: putative C6 transcription factor (Gal4)
Exons: 7
Coding region: 1-2019 (672 amino acids)
Biological process (GO): DNA-templated transcription; positive regulation of transcription from RNA polymerase II promoter by galactose
Cellular component (GO): nucleus
Molecular function (GO): RNA polymerase II cis-regulatory region sequence-specific DNA binding; zinc ion binding; DNA-binding transcription factor activity, RNA polymerase II-specific
Source: RefSeq, a predicted model, not a curated record
AUGGCUAGUACUCGUGAUUCCCAUUCGUAUGCUUGUGAUGAGUGUCGGUUGCGCAAGUCCAAGUGUUCCAAGGAGAAGCCUGUAUGCGCACAAUGCAAGCAGUUGAACAAGGAGUGCAAAUAUAGCCCCAAAAUAACAAGGAGUCCUCUUACCCGACAACAUCUAACCUACGUAGAAGACCGUUUGCAAGCCUUCGAAACAGCUCUAGGGAGACUGUUCCCUGGAGGUGAUCUUGAUGCAACAGUUCGUUCUCUGUUGCAUGACCAGGAUGGGCCGCCAAAACCUGGGUCUUCUUCCAAGUCUUCAUCUAGACAUUCCACUCCCGCUAAGGCUGAAGCGGAUCGAUCUGAGGCAGCCCCCGAAGCUCUACCACAAAAAGCAGAUGGAUUUGAUUGGGCUGAAAAUAAAAUUACGGUCGGAGAUUUGACGGAUGGCAUGGCAUCCUUGUCUAUCAAGCCAGAAGGAACAGGAUAUUUUGGUGCAUCUUCUAGUGUUGUUCCUCUUCGUGCUUUGCUGAAGCACGGAUUCGAUCUGAAUUUUCCUGCUCGGUCAGCAAAGUCUAAUACAGGUCCGGAAGGGGUGCCUUUGAAAUCCCAGCUUCUGAACACCGCACCUUCAGGAAUUGUUGAGCAGGCUUUUGUAGAUGCAUUUUUUCUUAAUUAUCAUACGAGUUAUCCUUUUGUCCAUGAGGCUACCUUUAGAGCGCAGUUCUACGAGCAGACUCCUCGCCGUCAUGGUCAGGCGUGGCAAAUUCUUUUGAAUACUAUUUUAGCUUUAGGGGCGUGGAGCAUUGGAGACGACAACUCGGACCUGGACAUCACCUUUUAUCAGGAAGCUAGGGGUCAUCUACAACAAGUAUCAGUGUUCGAAACUGGAAACCUCACCCUUGUUCAAGCGUUGCUUCUUUUAAGCAACUAUGCACAAAAGAGAAAUAAGCCAAACACUGGCUGGAAUUUCUUAGGGUUGGCAGUUAGAAUGGCUAUGAGUCUUGGUCUCCACAAGGAAUUUCAUGGAUGGAAUAUCAGCCUUCUUCAGCGAGAGAUUAGAAGAAGGUUAUGGUGGGGUGUCUUCAUAUUUGAUAGCGGCGCUGCAAAGACCUUUGGUCGUCCUAUCCUUUUACCUGAGGAUAGAGUCAUGGAUGCAAAGCAUGUCCUGAACAUUCACGAUGAGGCCCUCAUAUCAACGACGACAGUUUUGCCGCAAGAAGUCAACGGACCGACUUUGUAUUCGGGUCUAAUUGCCCAAGCUAGGUUCCAUUUGCUCACAAAUAGCGUGUACCUGCGUCUUAUUUCCAGCCCAAGCCUCACUGCGGAGGAAACGUUGAAUCUCCAAAAACCAAUGGAAGAAUGGUAUAAUGGUCUUCCGCACUAUUUCAAACAGCCACCUGCCUUAUCGGAAUCAGACCCCUUUGCUUUAGUCCGAAAUCGACUCAUGUGGAGAGAUUGGAAUUUGAGAAUUCUUUUGUAUCGGCCAAUCCUCCUUCGUUGGGCCUCGAGAAGAUGGACUCCAAACACGCCGGAACAUGCAGAAGACCCGCUAGAGGCGGAUUGCAGAAUGCUUUGUCUUCGAAACGCUCGUUUGACCAUCUCUUCUAUUACUGACUUUGUGAGUAACUAUAUCUGUACGCGGAUAGGUGCAUGGUAUAUGCUAUAUUUUCUCUUCCAGGCUGGAAUUAUACCUAUUAUCUUGCUCAUGACGGACCCAACGAGUACAGAUGCUCCGUCCUGGCUUCAAGAUAUUGAAGCCACAAAAAACCUUUUAAUGAAUCCGUCUCUGAGCAGCCAUCGGCUAGCUACCAGGUAUUUGGAGGUAGUAAAUCGGCUUUGUUCACCAGCAUAUACAGCGUCAGUUGCCGAUGGGUCGACGGGACAGCCACCUAUUUUCAUGCAAAUUUCCGAUCAAAUGUUCAAUGAUCCUACUUUUGGUAGCAUGUUCCCGGAUGUUGACCAAGAACUGAAUCUAGGUGGCAUGGAUUUCUCUGAAUGGGUCAAUUUCACUCCACAGGGAGAUUUUCCCUGA